Molecule: messenger RNA, 1162 nt
Organism: Paramuricea clavata
Lineage: Eukaryota; Metazoa; Cnidaria; Anthozoa; Malacalcyonacea; Plexauridae
Source: the annotation of a GenBank genome assembly
AUGUCUGAUCAAGACAAAACAGACUGGUCUCGCUGUGUGGUGUGUCAAGAGGUAAAGCCUUCACAAAAAUUACAGUGCCCAGCUGACACGAAACGUCAAAGCGAUGCAGGAGCUGGAUAUUCUACGCUAGCUGCAAAUAUCUAAAAAUUUCAUGAGCUUGGAUGCCUUCCCGUUAAUAUAAGUCCUUCCAGACUAGACGAGGGAAACGGCAUUGAGAACACUUUUGUGAAAAAUAAUGCAAAAUGGCAUAAGGGCUGCUACACGCUUUUCAAUGCAACAAAGUUAAAGAGAGCAGAAAAAAGACAUAGCGGCGAAUCAGAUCAGACCGUAGCACAGAAGUAUACCCGUUCAAUUUCUAGUGAUAUCCCUAAAAGCGUUGCAAUUUCUGUGAUGAGAUCAGUACACGCAGCAAGCCCCUUACGCAACGUGUCUACUUUUGGUUUAGACUCGUGAGUUCGUGCUAGUGCCUUCAAGCUUCGGGAUGAAAAGUUGUUAACGAAGCUCAGUCAGGGAACAGACCUCAUUGCUCUGGAGGCUAAGUAUCACCCUGCGUGUCUUGCUCAGCUCUAUAAGAAGGCAGACUCUCUAAAUGAAAGAGCCGAUCAGAAUGAAAAUGAAAUUUCCCCUGAGAGUAUCGUUUUGGCAGAGCUUGUUUCAUACAUUGAAGAAUCAAGUGAAUCCGUUUUUAAACUGGCUGAUCUUGCAAAAGUAUACCAAUCCCAUCUUCAACAGCUUGGGCGUCCUUCUACGGCACGUAUUAACAGCACUCGGCUAAAAGAGCGGAUUCUGACCCAUCUCCCAAGUCUAGAAGAUUACAGCGAAGGUCGGGAUGUAUACCUGGCAUUCAGAGAGAAGCUUGGCAAAAUUAUUCGAGGGGCUCAUGUGGUUGAUAGCGACAAAGAAGCUAUCCAUCUGGUAAAAGCGGCUAACAUUGUACGAAAGGACAUGUUAACAACAACAAACACUUUCAAUGGUUCUUUUGAUGCAAACUGCCAGGAAAACUCUGUACCAAAGUCUCUCCUGUCCUUAAUAAACAUGAUUCUUUACGGACCGAAUAUUGAAACCCAGUCCUGUAACCCGACUGCUAACCAACCUGGUGUGACCAUCGCUCAACUUCUGCAGUAUAAUUGUUAUGCACGUCGUAGAGGUACCAAACAAGAGC